CCGAGCCCGCGGGGGGUGGGGGAGGGCUUCUGACCGUGCCUUUCCCCAGCACGCAGCUCGGCGGCUCCUGUCCUCGCCAUGAGGCCGCAGCAGGCACCGGUGUCCGGGAAGGUCUUCAUCCAGAGAGACUACAGCAGCGGCACACGCUGCCAGUUCCAGACCAAGUUCCCCGCCGAGCUGGAGAACCGGAUUGAUAGGCAACAAUUUGAAGAAACAGUGCGGACUCUAAAUAACCUUUAUGCAGAAGCAGAGAAGCUUGGUGGCCAAUCGUACCUUGAAGGCUGUCUGGCUUGUUUGACAGCAUACACCAUCUUCUUGUGCAUGGAGACCCACUAUGAAAAGGUUCUGAAGAAGGUCUCCAAAUACAUUCAAGAACAGAAUGAGAAGAUAUAUGCUCCUCAAGGCCUCCUCCUGACAGACCCCAUUGAGAGAGGACUUCGAGUUAUUGAAAUUACCAUCUAUGAAGACAGAGGCGUGAGCAGUGGAAGAUAAACAAUAGGAUUACAGAUCCCACCUCCAGCUGGGACCCUCGUCUGUCCACUGGCCGAUGGCAGAGUGUCCCUACCUCCUCUCCAGAGCAUCAUUCCCUUGUAUCUGCUGCCAGAGCCACGGUGCCAUUUACUCCAAGGACUGACUUUCUCAAAUGCCACACCCGGAGUGACCUCCAGUCACUCCACAUCCACUUUGUGUUUCCAAAUUGUGUUGACUUCUAUCGUUUGAUUUGUUUCUGAACCCCCCCCACCACACAUACAACAUGAAGCAGUACACUUUUUUAAAAUCCAAAGCCAUUUAAAAACUACGCAGUUGUGAACCCAUACAAGUUUACUUCCUACUUGCCACCAGGACCGUUGUUCUCUUCAUUCCUUGGGCCAGUUUCUCAGGUGGCUUCAGACUGAACAAGUCGUAGCCGGUGUUCAGCUAUCCUCCAAGCUAGUUAGUACAAGGCUUUCUCCAGGUGAGGGUGUGUUGUGUCUGGUUUUGCUAGUACAGCGCCCAGAUCUCAAAGAACUGCCAGUUUUGCCCUGAUGCAGAUCCUGAGACUUCUGCUGUUCAGUUUUUCAAACUGAAGCUUGUUGAAUAUAAUGUAUAAAUGUUGUUUGUUUUAUUAUUGCAAUUAUUCCUAAUUAAAACAGUAUUUAAUGCAA
This is a messenger RNA of Jaculus jaculus (lesser Egyptian jerboa), 1145 nucleotides long. It is a transcript of the gene Golga7, whose product is annotated as golgin A7. The record is from RefSeq and is a predicted model, not a curated record. The coding region runs from base 79 to 492 and encodes 137 amino acids. Gene Ontology annotation, cellular component: palmitoyltransferase complex; Golgi stack. Lineage: Eukaryota; Metazoa; Chordata; Mammalia; Rodentia; Dipodidae. The transcript is spliced from 5 exons. Gene Ontology annotation, biological process: protein targeting to membrane; Golgi to plasma membrane protein transport; peptidyl-L-cysteine S-palmitoylation.